GCGCCGUGAACUGUUGCCCGUGGUACGGGAUGACCACGGGCUCGGUCGAUCUGCCCGACGAUUGACCGAACCGGAUAGUCACAGGUACAAUGUGACGACGACCCAGGACGUACCCGUGUCCCCCGGGGACACGGGAGUGGACGACGGAUCCACUGCCCUCGCCACCGCCGCCGCUGGUGCGAAAGGUGCGGACGAGACCGAAGUGGCCGCCGCCUCCGUCACCGUUACCGGUGGCCGCAAAAAUGGCCGCUGGGUUGGGGACGAUGGCGACAGCUACAACAUGGCCACGUUCGAUCAAACGAACGGUCCGUGGCCGAUCGAGCAGCCUCUGCCGCUGCCCAAGUGGUCGGCCAGCACCGUGCCGGCGUACGUGGUGGACAAGCUGUGGCAGUACGAGGAUCUGAUCGGUCUGAUUGAAACGAAGCUCCAGCGCAUGCUCGAGGAAACGCAUUACAACACGGCCAACAACUUCGUGGACUUCUACCGCACCUACAAGGCGGCCCGCAGCGUGCGAGGUGCCGAUCUGAGGCAACACUUCCAGCACUAUACCAUCCCGAUCAACCGGCGCCAUCACAUGUGCGUCAGCUUGGGCAUGGAAAUUAUCUCCAGAAUUGCGGAACACUAUCCGGACAUUGGGCGGCUGAUGUACCUGGUGUCGUGCGAGGAAGCACUGGACGAGUCGGACUCCUAUAUCCAGCACUGCGAGGAGAAUGGUAUCGAGUUUGCAGGAUCCACCCUGGAGAAAGAGCACGCCCUCGUGGCGAUGAAGAUCGUCGUCGGCGGGCGUAAGGGUGUGCUGAUCCUUGACCCCGGCUACCACGUGGCCCGUGCCGUCACCGUGAUGAAGGAUCAGAAGUAUCCACACACGGGGUGGUUCACGCAAUCCGACGAAGCGCACUGCAAGCGUGAGUACAUUUACGCCAUGCACGAUCACAAUGACGACUACGUCACGUGGACGGAGCGGAUGACUCGCGGCGGAAAGCAGCAGUACGAACUGUCGAUGGUAUAUAUCGCCCGUCCGUACCGUACGGCGAUUGACGUCACCGUACGCCGCAACCUGGUGUACAACUUCCGGUCGCUGUUGUCGCGCGAUGCGAAGGGACGCGUCUGCGCUGGGCUUUACUUUCCCGUCGUGCCGAAUCCGCUCGAUGCACAGGUCACGCUCUUCUACGAUGGGCCGCUCGAGAACCAGGUGAAGCAGAAGUUUAAGUUUGCCGUCUUCAAAGAUGCGGAAAAGAUCCCCGAUCCGGUGUUGGUGCACUUGGAGAACUUGGCCCCGCAGCUGCGCAUGGAGGUGAACGAGUUGAUCGAUCUGAUGGGCGGUCUUUGCGAAUCGAUCCACGACACCGACUUCGUGGCGCAAGUGCUGGAGAUCAACAGCGACAUUAACGAACUGUCGGCAGAUAAUUAGAAGGAGUUACUCUCUCUCUCUCUCUCUUGCAUCUUUUAAAGAAAAUAUUUUGUGCACAAUAUCUACAAUUCUAUGAAAAGCACGUAUAUUAUUGGUCACUUAACUCGUAGAAACCGCAGGCACGACGACGACGACGGAUUGAGUCGAGUUUGUUUCUUGAAUUUCACUCGUUUCAUAACUAUUAAUCAGUGUUUGUGUGCAGUUAAGCAACUUGUUGUUCGUCUUUAUUAUACGCGACACCUUCCGGAUCGCAAAGCAUUUCAGUUUUCGCGAGCAAGACGCAGCGGAGCAUUUUGCACUAAAUUUAAACAUUAUAUUAACGUCGUUUUCAAGAGACCGGCACAGAAGAGAAGAGUUCCAGAUAAUUAUUCGGCUUUGUCGUUUCGUUUGAGAUUCG
Molecule: messenger RNA, 1808 nt
Organism: Anopheles bellator
Lineage: Eukaryota; Metazoa; Arthropoda; Insecta; Diptera; Culicidae
Exons: 3
Coding region: 281-1411 (376 amino acids)
Source: RefSeq, a predicted model, not a curated record